AGGGAUGUUCGUCACGGUCGACCCCCAAGCCUUCGGCCGCCGUCGCCCACGAUGCGGCCCAAUAUAACAUUCCAAACGUACGCCUGUCCGCCUGCUUAUGCCGCCUGGUACUGCCUCAACGGUACCGUCAAGAUCGGCGAGUCCAUCCUCUACAACUGCGAGUGCGCAGAUGGAUACAUGGGUCAACGGUGUGAGUUCAAGGACCUAGAUGGGUCAUACUUACCAACGCGGGAGAAGGUGUUGCUGGAGACUGCAUCUAUUGCUGGUGGUGCGACGGUUGCUUGUGUGCUGGUGUUUGUGGUGCUCUUUGCCGUCUAUGUGUUCAUGCAGAAAGACAAGGACAAGCGGUGCAGGGAUCUUGAUGAUGGACGAAACAACGACCGACAGCCAUUUUCAGGUUACCAAAACCCACGGCCAGAGAUAAUCCGAACCAUAAGCAAUCCCUAUGCUCGCACUAUUGAGGAGCUGAGCCAUGUUGAAGUGCAACCAACCAAAACUGUUCCCAGUCCAGAGAGCAGCAAGGAUACGAACACUAGCAGUAACGUACGUGCCAGCACCACCAGCACCACCAACAUCAACAUCACCAACACCACCGACACCAACUCCACCGACACCAAUGUCCAUAGUGCUCAGGAUCCUUCGUAGUGACACCGAAUUUCCGACCUCUAAACACACAUUAACGGAUGCUGUACGACCAUUACUGUGCACGCUGUUAUAGUGUUACAAGGAACAUUAUUUCAAGCCUUUUCUGUUGCACAUUGGCAUCCUUACUUCUCUUGGUGCUCACUAAGUACUCAGCCAACAUGGAUGUCUAACUUUGUAAGCCUAGGAGGGAUGAGUGAUUGUAACUGCAUGCAAAUGGCAACUCUGGCCACUGUAAUUGUAGACAUGAAAGAAAUAUUGUGUAUCUUCUUGUGUUUAAAGGAUCUACAAGUGGCACAGUCUUUAAAACCUGUAUGGCUGUUGAUGCUGAAUGUGACAUAUACUCAAUUAUCUCAAGAUGCCUGUUAUGCUGUCUUUUAGAGUCACAGAGUAAUAUAUAAUAUUUUAGUGUGUACCAUAUAUGUGGUCUGCCUUGUGUACAUAUAAAUAACAGUUUGUCUUGAAAGGUGCCUGUUUGCACACAUGCCCUCCAUAUUAUAGGCUUAAAAGGGCCACAUUUAGCUAUCACAAAUGUCCAGGGUGUCUAUAUUUACUCAGUUUGGCCCGGGAUUCAUCCUAGGAAAUGACUUUCAACACUUUAGACUUACCCGUGAGUGUACUUGCUAAUGUGUCACAGCCGUCCAUGUUGUACUUAUGUAAUCCAGUUUGUAUGUGGAAUCCAAAGAAUAACAUCAUAAUUUAUGUAGCUUUUUCAUGCUUGUAUCUUCAUAGUAAAGUUGCACAGUUUAUUUUUCAUAGAUGUAUUCCCAUUUAUUUUCAUGCUGUGCUUGGAUAUUGCAUUACUGUACAUUCCCAGCUAAACAGUUCCCCUUGUGUAAGGGUCUGGCAGGCUACUAGCCACCUAUUCCAGACAAUUCCAUUAGGUCCGUUCCAGUGCUGUUGACUCUUUAUUUAGUGGUCAUUAUUUUAAUGAGUUAAAGUUGUGCAAUCUCUUCUUCUAAUAAAUAUCAUGUAUACUUUGGUUCAAAAAUGUUAAUUGGCCAGCGACCAUUAUAAUGCAAGUUGACGGCACCACUGCCACUUACGGUCCCAAGUAUUGGCUUAUCUGUAUCUUCUGUGGGCUGAUUGAUUUCAGGAUACUUUCAAGAGUGAGCUGCAUUUCCCAUCUUCUCAAAUUUUUUAAAUAUUUUACUUUCCUCUCAUAGUUACACAUACUGCCAGCACAUCUUGGGCCCAGAACAUUAUUAAAAUCCCUUUAACACAUGGCAUUGGCAAAUGUGUUCUUAUCAAUAUUAUUAAUAUAUGUUUAGCACUGCCAGCCUGCAAGCAUGUUACAUCAUUGCUUCGCACUAAGAAUAUCCAGUUUCAGGAUAGAAAAUUGUUCUGUACAUAUUGUAAAGAAGCAAAAUAAAACUGACAGAUGAGGUUACCAGAGUGUUAUUGAUGUAGGCCAACAAGUAGGCUCCUGUUAUGUUUAAUUUUGGCUGGGGUGUUUACCUUACUGUCCCAACUCGCCUUCUUCAUUUUAGAGGCCUCUGGUACCCUCUCCUGGAGGAGCUUAGCUUGUAACAUUUGUAUAUAAAACUACCAAAUUAUUAGCUUAUUGCUGAUUAGCUUUUUGUGUAAGAUUUCUCUAUUUGUAAUUUUUUUUUAUUAUUCCUGAUAUAGUAUUGAUUAUUUAAAAAAAUAAUAAAUAAGAUUAAGGUCAGAUUCACAAUGAAUAUCAGUCGCUGUGAACACUGCUGCUGCAAUAUACCUCGCAAGUUGUUCUGGGUGUGAAGGUUAUUUUUUAUAAAAGAGUUACUCUGCAUUGUCAAGGAAAUCUUAUUCCAUGAUAAUAUAUUUUUCUUUUUAGAUCCAGGCACUGUGCUUACUAAUGAGUGCUUGGAAAUAGUUUGCUUUUUUCUCUAGGAUGUACAAGGGAUAAGUUUUUGAGGCUGUUUUCCUUCAUGUUCAGAACAAUUUUAUCAGUAACAGUGCUCAAGAUGACUUGCAUUCUUUGGUCCACUUGUGUCAGACUCACAGGAACUGCAUAUCAAUAUUUCCAACUGUUGGUUACUGCAGUUGAUGUGUAUGGGCAAAACACUCAGCUUGUUAAGGUUCCUAUGAUGGUAUAUUGUAACUCUGGUUCAUUUUUAGGUCUCCUCCUUUGGCAACUUGUGCUCAGUAAGUCACAAAGGUCAUUUAUUUAGGAAAGUUGUUCCACUGAGGAAUAUUGUUCGUUUCCUGUAGCAUAUCCAGUGUUUAUCUGCUUGUCAUUUACUGUAAAACAAGUCUGUAAGCUUAAAAUAUUAUCUUGCCUUUUACCCUGGUCAUAGAUUUUUAAUGGCUUCCAUAUUAAUCCUAGAGGAAUAGCAGUUAUCACCCAUGUAUCAAGAGAUUGUUCUGUAUACUGUGUCCAUAAACAUUACCUUGUUGUGAACAGUGUUUUACCCAAUAGUCAAAGUCCCAGUAAGCACCCCUGCAUAAUUUGCAUUAGUAGAGCCUAUGUUUGUAGCGAACUAGAUAGAUUAAUUUAUAGUAUGAAGAUUGAGCCACAAAAUAGUAUUAACAUUCAGUAAAUGCAUAAGCCAUGUUGAAGGGAUAGGGGCCUUUGGUGUUUUUCUAGCCUCACUACCUCUGAUAUGCCUUGCUAGUCCACAAAAUGCAGCUUUAACAUCAUAUACAGAUACUCAGUUGUGCAAAAAAUGCAGGGGGUGCACUUUAGCUGUCACCAUACCAAAUUAUUUGUAUAUCAUUUGUUCUUAGGGCAGGGAAGCUGUAAUGCAAGUUGCAUAUUUUUAGAUAAAGGUUAAUAUAUACUUUAAUGCUUCCUUUAUGUAUACUUUAAUCCCAAAGCCAUUUAUCCACUAAGUUUUAUGUACUGGAAAUAUUAAAACUUUUGAUAUUUUGAAAGCAAUAGCCAAUUUUGGUAAUUUUCUUAUUAAUAAUAUACUAUUUAUUUUUGAAAAUCCAAAAAGAUGGAUUUUGACCAAUUAAAGUAAUAUGUGCUGUGGUACAUUAUUUGAAAUAUUUAGAUAAAGGUUGUAUCUCCUCACCUGUACUACUAUUAGUUUUACAUUUUAGAUCAGUACUCUUCUGUACUCUGUUUCUUCACAGUAUUCUAGUUUACUGUGUUAAUGUAUUUCCCAUAUAACAAAACAUUCUCACCUGUAGACACAAGGACAAAUCACUAGUUCAUGAAAUUAGUAAUGUUAAUUUUCCAUAAGAGGAAUAAGGCAGAUUUCCCAUUAUUUAUCUGGGAAGAUUGGUAGCACAGGUGGAAAUAUAUUACUUUCAGAGGACCACCUAGGACAUUAUAAUUUCAUAUAAUGAAGCCUAUUUAAAUGCUAUUUAUGCUUGCAUCUAUAGACCACCAAUAGAGAUUGCUCAAGUGCACUUCUUGAAUUGAGUUACCAAUACUAAAUACUUAGAUAACAAUUAAUUUGUAUACAACCACUGAAAGGCAUAAAUAAUAAUGCAGUAAUUUGUCUGGUAAAUAAAGUAUAACAAUGGCCUUAGACUUAGAGUAACACCCUAGUGUCUUACAAGUAACCUUGUGUUUCCUAUGUUCAUGGUAAUUAUAAUAUAGACCCUAUAUGUUUCAACAGAUCAAAAACAUUUAGAUUCCAGUUGGUUGCAGCUUGAUUAAUCAAAGGGACUUGGAAAUGAAUGAUAGCAGCUGAUUGUCUGUACAGGAAGAUGAUACAAUAUUGUUAUCCAGUGUAUUUUAUUUUAUCAAGUUACUGUCCAUAGAUGAAAUAAAGAAUUUGUUACAAAAA
Molecule: messenger RNA, 4364 nt
Organism: Homarus americanus (American lobster)
Lineage: Eukaryota; Metazoa; Arthropoda; Malacostraca; Decapoda; Nephropidae
Product: protein spitz-like
Biological process (GO): epidermal growth factor receptor signaling pathway
Molecular function (GO): epidermal growth factor receptor binding; receptor ligand activity
Source: RefSeq, a predicted model, not a curated record